AUGAUAUCACAAUUCCUCCAUAAGGAACUACCUUCUCAAUCAUUUGUAACUUUAGGUCGAUGUUCCAUGGAGUAUAUAGGAGAUGGACAGAUUAUAGGACCAGAAGAAGGUGUAAUGCAAAAUGCUGAUAGCCGAAGUGAAUGCUUAGAAAUAUGUCUGGAAGAUGUUGAUAAGACAAAGCAAUGCUUUGCUGUUGAAUACUCGCUGGAAUGGGGAUGUAAAACAUUUUCUACGAGCAAUAUCACCAACUUUCUUACCGGUGUUCAGUCUAGUAAAACCAGAGACCAGUUGACGGGGAUGUAUCAAAAGAUAUGCUUUGAAGGAGCAAUAAAGAGAGAAGAAACUACUGUUAUCCAGAGAGAUUCUUCUGGAACGCCACUUAAAAACUGUACAGAUUAUCUUCCUUUACAAGAAAGUGGAACGACAACACCAGAUCCAGUCAGUGAUUCAGUUCAUUUACAAAGUGACUGGACUACAGCUGAUUUAACAUCAAUACUAUUUAAAGAUGCUACUACAUACUCAAGUGCUGCCAUGACAUCAUCACCAUUUCAAGAUGCCACCACAUCAUUAAGUUUCAUCUUGUUACCAACAUCAUUAGAAGAUGCCAACACAUCACCAAGUGUCAUCUUGUUAUCAACAUCACUUCAAGAUGCCAACACAUCACAAAGUACUGCCUUGACAUCAACACCAUUUCAAGAUGCCAACACAUCACCAAGUACUGCCAUGACUGCCGUUUUGAGCGGAACAAAAGGAGUGAUGAGCAGUAAGACAUCGGAGGAAACAUCAUUUUCAACUUUAGAAUCAACUGUACCAGUAAACCAAGAUUCUACGGCAGUAUUGAAUUUGACUGACUUGUCAACCGCAUCAAACUCAACAGUCGGACAGUCAGAGAUGACAGCUUCAUAUAACGGAUCGACCCAACUAUAUUGUGCAUGUACUUGUGAAGUAGUUUUGAUGGAAAAUAUAGACGACGAAGUACAGAAAACUCGACAAAAACUUCGGAUUUUGAGGACAAAAACAUCCGCUGCUCGCCGUGCAAAAACGUCCGCUGAAGAUGACAGACCGUCUUCAAAAGCAAUUGGCUCUUUUGGUAUUAUAGUCUUAGCCAGUGUAUUAACUCUUAUCAUGUUCGGGGACAUAACUCGAGUGAUCCAAUGUUUCUCUAGUGAAUAUUCAUCACGACGAUAA
This is a messenger RNA of Lottia gigantea (owl limpet), 1188 nucleotides long. RefSeq lists its product as hypothetical. The coding region runs from base 1 to 1188 and encodes 395 amino acids. Lineage: Eukaryota; Metazoa; Mollusca; Gastropoda; Lottiidae. The transcript is spliced from 3 exons. The record is from RefSeq and is a predicted model, not a curated record.